Molecule: messenger RNA, 3682 nt
Organism: Bolinopsis microptera
Lineage: Eukaryota; Metazoa; Ctenophora; Tentaculata; Lobata; Bolinopsidae
Exons: 19
Coding region: 1394-3031 (545 amino acids)
Cellular component (GO): nucleus
Source: RefSeq, a predicted model, not a curated record
AGAUACGCAUGUCAUUGCCCCCUGAAUGGCGAAUAAAACACUCUAAAACUAGAGGGGGUCGUGUUUUCUACUACAAUAAACUCACCAAGGAAACAAGAUGGGAUUGUCCAGUGUCUGCAAUAGAUGAAGCUGACUACCCCGAGUUAGAACUUCCUGGUGAUGUUAAGAAUUCUGACAAUGCAAAGCAAAUUGUGAAUUCUUCCAGUCAUUCUGGUCAUACUCAUCUCAAUAAACGUAGACGUACGGAUAGUAAGAAGAAUGAAAACAAAGUCGGGUCAAGUGCUCAAACGGACGUGCAUGGGAAAAACCUUGCUGCGAAACCGAAUCGUUGUACACGAACCAGUUCAAAAGGGAAAACAAAGCAAAAGCAGAGUUCUGCCGAAAAGACGAAAGAGAAAUUAAAAGGAAAGCAAGGAACAAACUUAUACCACGAAGCAAAUCUGUGCGACCUGAAUGCGUUCCUAGGAGGGCACUGUGUAAACAAGGGAACGAGGGACAGUAUCCUGAGUGGUGGGGAUAUCUAUCAACCUGAGCGUAAACCAUGUGAGGAGAAAAGAGGGGGAAGUGAGGAGAAACGAGGAGACAUUGCUGCAAGCCGAACCAAUUCUGGCUCUUUGAGGGAGAAGUCUGAUGUCGCUGCCUCGGCGCGGCUCAGCGAUCUGAAAAAUUAUCUCGAGGAGUGCAGAGGAUCCCCGAAGCAGAAUACUCCACCAUGUUCAGUAAAGGAAAUUAAGAUCUUAAAGGAAGGUAGACUCUCAAAGAAAGAAGAAUCCGUAGAUCUGAGCGCAAAAUCUAGCGUGAUUAUGACUAAAACAAAAGAUGUUCAUCGGAGUAAGAGAAAGAUAAAAUCUUCACCUUAUUCAAGGCCCAGCCAGGCUGGAGAUUCUAAGGGCUACAAGAUUCCAAAAGUCUCGACCGCGAAUUCAGACGAGUGCUCUACCUCGAGGCGACAAACCAAGAGAUCCCUAAAAAUAUCAGCUGAUAGAAAUCCUGAGAUCAUUCCAUUGGAAUGUCUGCUAGACAUGUCGGCUGGUAAAGUUUCCAGUUCCGACGCUGUUUCAUUGAAACGAAAACUAAAAACUGACGCAGUUACUACUCCCACACAACCCAAGGAUUUACCAGCUACCUCCCAAUCACUGAUUGGUAAAAUAGUAACCUCCUCCUGGAACUUCCUUGCAAGGACCCUGAACCCCGCCACAGGGACCACUACAGAAACAGGUUGCGGGAUCACUAACCCAGGUCCUCAAACUGUACAGGGUGGGGCUCAGAGCACGAUCAGCGGGGGCACUGGGUCGUUUAGUGGUGAGUCAAAGGGCGGGGCUGCUCCCAAUCAACUAUCUCGCUUCAAACGCAAGGCAAAAGUUCCGCGGACUACAGUGAUGAUGAUUGUGAGAUGAUGGAGAUAGACGAUGUUGUAGCGACAGUCAGUGAGAUAAGGAGCUCAAUUCACAACUCUCACAAUGGGCCUGAUAGCUCUUUUCUUGCAGCGGGUCACGUGACCAAACCUGCUAUUAGCUCGGAUAAUGGACAUGUUCCUGGAUUAAAAGAUUCCGUGGAAAGGGCUACCUCGGCAGUUCAGACCUUCUUGGUUCUGGAUACAAACGUCCUCAUUCAUGACCUUUUAUUUGUUGAGGAGCUGCUCGAACUCAGCAACCAAGAGCGUACCACAGUUGUGAUACCUUGGAUUGUACUGCAAGAGUUAGACGGGCUUAAGUCGACCAGCAACGUGGGCAAAGCUGCUAGGAAAGCCAUCGAUUAUCUUCUGGAAUGUAGGAAAAGUAGGAGAGAAGGAGUGGUUUUUGAACCGAACUCAAAGAUAAGAACAGAGUUGGCGGAUGAUAGGAUAUUACUGUGUUUAGAGGGGAUCUGUGAUGAAGAUGAAAACUGUGCAGCGGUCUUAGUAUCUUGUGACAAAAACCUGCGCCUAAAAGCCGACGUGAACGGUUUUGAGAGUUACGGUAUCUCGGAGCUCCGAAAUAUGCUUGGAUCAAGUGAUGGAGACAGAAGUCCUGAUCUGCACUCCUCCUCCUCCACUCUUAGAACCUUCGGUAGAAUGAGAAGAACAGACCCAACAGAACCUACCUCCGUAAAACCAAGACGUCCUAAACCCUCCUCCGUAACAACUCCACCAAGACGCCCUAAACCCUCCUCCGUAACAACUUCACCACAGAUCCAAGUAACCAGUACCACAGCCGUAAGAAUUGGCAGAUCCAGUCCAGGGGAUUACCCCUCAACCAGACAACCGACAAACGUCGACCCCAACUCCUUCCAUGAUAUAUCAACAAAUAGAAAGGAUAACGUCGACCCCUACUCCUUCCAUGAUAUAUCAACAAAUAGAAAGGAUAACGUCGACCCCAACUCCUUCCAUGAUAUAUCAACAAAUAAAAAGGAUAACGUCGACCCAUACUCCUUCCAUGAUAUAUCAACAAAUAAAAAGGACAUCAGCGAUCCUCUCUCGCGAGACAAUAUCACCAUGGGCCGAUCUGGCUCCAAGUCUCCGCCAUCCUCCCCUAUCGACAUGAGACUGGCCAUGUUCACCGGAGAAACGUCCCCUAAACCUGAACCCCGCUCUGACAUUGCUAGAUUCGACAAAUCUGUGCUUCAGGUACUAGACGAUAUGUCCGGCUCAAUGACCGUGUUCAAACAGCAAGUGGUGACGUUUGUGGAGCAGAAACUGUCCGUACCUGGUCCGGGAAUCACUGUUCAGCUGACUGAACUUCAGAACUUCCUGUCCGUACUGAUACCUGACGUCAACAAGUUCCUCGAUAGUUGCCGCGCUUUCCAUCAGGUACCGGUGUCCCAGCUGAAGAAUAACUUCUCGGCAGUUUGUGAUCUGGUGUCCGCGAUACAGUCCUUCUCCGUCCACCACCUUCACUACGCUCCCAACAUCGCUGCUAGUGACGCAUUUGUGUGGCUCGUAGAACCGGGACAUGUGAACCACCUCUCUUCCACUGAACGGCACUUUACUGGACUCCUAGCUGAGAUUGAGAGAGCUGUUGAAGCCCUGAUGGCCAGAAAACAGUUUGUGUGAAGGAACCAACUUGUUCUCUAGUGAAAUGAGAUUGGGACUUAAUUCUGUGUCGUUCCUUCCGAGACUGGGUUUGUUAUUUCGAUACCACCGAUUAAAAUGUGAAUUUUAUCUAUGUACCGUAUUUCGGUAAUAAUUUGGCUGUUAUUGGUUUUUCUGAGCCUUUAAAACGGCUUUGUUACAACCGAUUACGUCCCUUGGUUAUCAUCGAUUUAAUACAUGGAAACAAGUUAAUAAACCCGUAGAACCGUAAUCGUAUCAGUGGCGUAAUUCAAACACCGUUUGUGCUACCCAAGUAACACAGGAGUUCAAGAUUGGAAAACAUGCGGGCCCUUAGCCUUAGGAAAUCGUAGACAAGUAACAAGGAAGCUACGGCAUGAUUUCUUUUUCGGUGCUGUUUGAUUUCAAUAUUAGCUAAUUUUUCUGGACACUCAGCGCAUGACUUACGCCAUUGAAUAUUACAGCUUAUUUCAUUUUUAAUUAAAUUUUGUUAAUAGUUAUACUUAAAUGGUUUUUACAAUUUUCUACGGACUGUAUGAGACUUUUUAUCGAUUUAUACUAUUGUUGUCCUGAUAAUUAUUACUUCAGUUUCCUUUUUACUUAGCAAAGUGAAGUUUUUACGGGGGCCACCAAAUUUCAGACAUGAUUGCGACU